CGAACCAAUAGGUACGCAAAGCCUUGAAGGACUUUCUCAAGCCUCGUACGUACCCGAUUUUGAUCCAUCACAGACCAAUAACGACAACGAUGCAAGUGAUUGGUGGACUCCAAUGACUACUGUCCGGAAACUACGAAAAGGUGGAUCAAAGCAAUCAAAUGCACCUCUAACAUCGGCAAAGUGGGAUAGAUGGACUGGAGGACCAAGCAAGAAGCUUCAGCUUAGUGACUCACCAAUGGCAGAUGACGGUUCUCCACAGGUGUCACUGUAUUAUUUUACCGAAGAAUCGUGGGAUAGAUUCACGAAAUGGUCUACGAAUCCAACAGCUUUGAGGAUUGGUCCCUCUGUCUUUAAUUUGACCUUUGCACAGAGAAUAGUUUGUGCUGGAAAAUGGCUUGGAAACGAGGAAAUGGAUGCGAUGAUGUAUAUAUGGCGAGAGAAGACAUCUUUGAGGCGUUGGAAUAUAGACCGUGUUGCUUUCAUGAACGCCAUGUUCUGCCUCCAGAUCGAGAAAGAAUACGAGAAGUGUAAAGACGACAAAAGAGGCUACGUAGUACCCGAUCUUCUUCUUGCUUAUGGGAGAGGAGAGCUUCCAUCUCAUAGGCGGACUAAUAGAGUUUGGGGUGUCGAUGUUGAUCAUCUCUACUUUCCUCUGUUUGUCAAUGGUAAUCAUUGGGUUGCUGUAUGCGUCAACAUGAUUGAGAAGAAAGUGGAAGUCUAUGAUUGCAAUCGGGGAAGGAAUAGGCAAUACGUAGAGAAUUUUGCUUGUAUGAUUCCUAGAAUUGUCAAGGCAGUUGGUCCGCCUAAGAGCAAGUUACUCCUUACAUCCUAUUCGAUUGUAGAUAUGCCAAUGCAGACAAGAUUGAACAAGUCUUGUGCUGAUUUCGGGGCAUUCGCACUCAAACACUUGGAGUGCAUCCUUCUUGGUCUCGACCUCAGUUUAGUGGAAGACGGAAUAAUGCCUGGUUGCCGACAGAAAAUUGCUUAUGAUAUAUGGGAGGCUGCCCAUGAUCCCAUUUUAAUCCAGCUUAUGGCACAACACAUCCCUUCGGAUUUUGAGAGUUCUACUUUUUAUGACCUUGAAGAAGACUGAUUAUGUGUGUUUGUUUAGGUUUUACCAGGAAUGUUGUGACAAUACUCUAUUUUAGAGUUUUCUA
This is a messenger RNA of Brassica oleracea var. oleracea, 1157 nucleotides long. RefSeq lists its product as uncharacterized. Gene Ontology annotation, molecular function: deSUMOylase activity. Bases 113 to 1093 code for a protein of 326 amino acids. The record is from RefSeq and is a predicted model, not a curated record. Gene Ontology annotation, cellular component: nucleus. Gene Ontology annotation, biological process: protein desumoylation. Lineage: Eukaryota; Viridiplantae; Streptophyta; Magnoliopsida; Brassicales; Brassicaceae. The transcript has 3 exons.